Messenger RNA from Triplophysa dalaica, 2257 nucleotides. It is a transcript of the gene rassf4a, whose product is annotated as Ras association domain family member 4a. Lineage: Eukaryota; Metazoa; Chordata; Actinopteri; Cypriniformes; Nemacheilidae. Bases 847 to 1818 code for a protein of 323 amino acids. The transcript has 12 exons. Gene Ontology annotation, biological process: signal transduction. The record is from RefSeq and is a predicted model, not a curated record.
CAGUAAAUACAAGUAUUGAAUAUCUAAUAAAUGUUAUUAUAGAAGACUAUAAGCAUUUUGCAAGUUUUGCUCUGUAAUAUUUUGUUUCUAUUUCUAUCCAUGUUUCCUUAUACGGAAGUCCUGUUGACAUAAUCAUGUCUCUUUAAAUAAAACUGUCUUCCCAUUGGAGAAGUGUCUUGGCAGCUGAAAGCUUUCUCAAAUAUUUUAUCAGGCCUGUCAGUGUCAUAUUUUCCUAGAUGGUUUUCUCAAACAAAAAACAGGAAGCUACUUUUCCCUCAGCAGUCCAACCAUAACAACAGGCUCAAACUAACAAGCUGAGCAUGUUGUAAACAUGAACUUUACACAUCGUAUUUUAAACGAGAUAAAACUAACAUUUUGAAGUGCUAAAACCCUAGUGAAGAUAAAAUAAGACAGGUAUGCACAUGUAUUAACUCAUGGUUAUCAUCAGCCUCAAAGUAAUUAUCACGAGAAUCAUCCUGGUGUAAACCGGCUCCCGGCGUUUCCCCGGGCAACAACAGAAGACUCCCGCCCACUGGGUCUCCCAUUGGCUCAUCUGAUUGUCUGAGGAGAUGAUUGGUUUGCACAGCCGCCAGUCUUGAGAAGCCACAGAAGUAUUUUGACCGUAUCUCGCUUCUAUUCCCUGAGGAAGCCGCCGUUGAAGUGGGAGAGUGAAGUGGGAGAUAAGACGCCUUACAACUGGGCGAGUGCUUUUACAAAGGAACCAAAUUUCAUGAGAUGGCAAAGAACUUCAUAUGCAGGUGAGCUCUUGGCUACUGGCUCAGGUAUUUUUCAAAGGCGUUCGAACCUGCUCCCAGCUAAGACUCUUUGUGUAUAGAGGACCCCACCAUGGAUCCGGCCAAGACCUGCUAUGUGAGGUUAAACGAGAAGCAAGUUAUCACAAAGUCCGAUAUUUUGUCCCUUUUAAAAACCUACAACUGUUACCAUGAGGGGAAAAGUUUCCAGCUUCGCCUUCGAGAGGAAGAGGGCGAGCUGAUCGUGGAAGGUUUACUCAACAUCUCCUGGGGCCUGAGGAGGCCAAUCAGACUCCAAAUGCAAGAUGACAAAGAGUGCUUUCACUAUUCCAGCACAGGAGCGUGUAGGUCGGAGAGCUCAGAGUCCAGCAGGAAUGAAGAUAAUGAACAGAGUCAUUUACACCAGUUUUCUCCAGAGCCUAAUAACAACCAAAUCAGUACCACGUCAAUAAUAGCUGGUGUUGAUGGGUAUGAUGCUGAGGAGGACAUCCCUCAACUUCUGAGGACAAGAAGUGAUGCUAGUUUUGUAAACAUCCAAAGAAGAUCCAAAAUGCACAACUCAGCAGAUUCACAGAGGUUUAAAAGACAUCGCUUUUCCAUCAACGGACAUUUCUACAACCACAAGACAUCUGUUUUUACUCCAUCGUAUGGAUCGAUGACUAACGUCCGAGUGAACAGCACUAGAACAACGCAGCAAGUUCUGAACCUUCUUCUUAAUAAGUUUCGGAUAGAGAACAAGGCUGAUGGUUUUGCCCUCUACCUGAUCCAUGAAUCAGGAGAGAGAACAAAACUAAAAGACACAGAAUACCCUCUGGUGUCUCGUCUGUUGCAUGGUCCAUGUGAGAAAAUCGCCAGAAUAUUUAUUAUGGAAAAGGACCUUGGAGAAGAGAUUACAUAUGAUGUUGCACAAUAUAUAAAGUUUGAAAUGCCUCUUUUGGACAGUUUCAUCAAGAAAUUGAAAGAAGAGGAAGACAGAGAGAUUUUAAAGCUGAGCAGAAAAUACAGUGUCCUGAGGUCCAUGAUAAUUCAAAAAUUAGAUGGCAUCUCUCAGAUGAAUCGUGUGUGAGAAGAUUUGCUGACUGUUUAGGUCAGAAGAAUCUCCUUUCUCCUUGGCCAUCAGCACUGCUAAGAAGUUUUAGAUUUUUGUAACGACUUGAAUAGAAGUUUAAGCUACUUGUGUACACGAUUUUUACUCACAAUUCUCAGGCAUUAUUAAUGUUCUAGAAUGUUAUUUGAUGAUGCACGUAUGCUUCAUGAUUUUAAAAGUUAAGCUUUUUUAUUUUUUGUAAAUUUUUGUAAAACUUAAAACAUAUUGAAUAUAUUCCUCCUAGUUUUUGUCUCCAGUGACAAUGUUUUUAUUUUAAGUUUUAUAAGCUUGUAUAUGAGAAAUGUUUACAUGAUCUUAUAUUGUCGGGUUAUUUCUAUAUACUGUAAUAUUGUGCUGUUAUUUUUCUACAUGCAUGUAUAAUAUAAUAAUAUAUAUCAGUAUGUCAUUACAAUUUAAA